Acanthamoeba castellanii str. Neff is the source of this 249-nucleotide messenger RNA. RefSeq lists its product as uncharacterized. Bases 1 to 249 code for a protein of 82 amino acids. Lineage: Eukaryota; Discosea; Longamoebia; Acanthamoebidae. Gene Ontology annotation, cellular component: membrane. The record is from RefSeq and is a predicted model, not a curated record. The transcript has 2 exons.
AUGAGCGCCGCCGUGCCCGCGCCUCAGCUGUGGGCUGUGGUGACUCACAGAAACCCUGGUUUUCUCCAACGCCACACAGUCGACUGCUUUUUGCUGAUCCUGGCCAUCUUCAUCCCGCCCGCUGCGGUGUUCCUCAAGCGCGGCUGCGACGUUCAUCUGUUGCUCAACUUCUUGUUGUGGAUAUUUACUAUCAUCUUCGGUAUCAUCCACGCCUGGUGGGUCGUCCUCACAACCAAGGGCACUGUGUAA